This is a messenger RNA of Alligator sinensis (Chinese alligator), 2108 nucleotides long. Its product is annotated as fatty acyl-CoA hydrolase precursor, medium chain-like. The coding region runs from base 63 to 1760 and encodes 565 amino acids. The record is from RefSeq and is a predicted model, not a curated record. NCBI's taxonomy places the organism in Eukaryota, Metazoa, Chordata, Crocodylia, Alligatoridae. The transcript has 13 exons.
GAACCUUUAUACCUGAUCUUCCAGCACAUAAAACAAGCUAACCUGUAAUCCCCACCAUAAGGAUGGUGCCUGCUUGUGAGAUUUCAUUGCUUUUUGCACUGAUUUGUGCUACAGGGCUCACCAUUUCUGUGGCUGCAGGACAGGAAGGUGCCCGGCCAGAAGUGGUUGUGUCCCAGGGGCGACUCCAGGGGACACAAGCUCGCGUGAAGGGAACGGACAGACUCGUGAAUGUUUUCCUUGGCAUCCCUUUUGCAAAGCCACCUGUUGGAUCCCUGAGGUUUGCCCCUCCAGAGCCACCUGAACCAUGGACCGGUGUCAGAGAUGCAACUUCCUACCCACCCUUCUGUCCCCAGGACCUGACCUUUCUGAGAAGAAUUCAGAAAACGUGGAAAGAAAAGCACGGUCCUCUCAGAACUUCGGAAGACUGUUUGUUUCUAAAUAUUUAUACUCCUGCCGAUUCGGACAAGAAGACCAAGUUACCUGUGAUGGUGUGGAUCCACGGAGGCAAUUUUAUCUUUGGUGGGGCAUCCAGGUUUGACGGGUCAGCACUAUCAGCCUACGAGGACGUGGUGAUGGUGAUCAUUCAGUACAGAUUAGGUCUUCUUGGAUUCUUUAGUACCGGUGAUGAACAUGCUCGUGGAAACUGGGCGUAUUUGGAUCAAAUAGCAGCUCUCCAGUGGAUUCAGAAAAAUAUUGAGCAUUUUGGAGGCAAUCCAGGAUCUGUUACUAUAUUUGGCGUGUCUGCAGGCUCAGUCUCUGUUUCUGCACUAGUUUUGUCUCCCUUGGCCAAAGGCUUAUUUCAUAAGGCCAUAUCAGAGAGUGGGACUGCACACCUUGUUUCUGGAACCUUAUCUUCUGUUGUUGCUCAGAAAACGGCCAAGUUAUAUGCCUGCGAGACAACCAGUUCAGUUGCCAUUGUUCACUGCUUAAGGCAGAAGACAGAGGAGGAGAUGGUCUUCAACAGUAGUCUGGGACAGGAAGUCCCAAUGGUACCUUUAGUUGUGGAUGGCGUAUUGCUUCACAAGUCACCUAAGGAGAUUCUGGCUAGAAAAGAGUUCAAUGCUGUCCCAUAUAUGAUUGGAGUAACUAACAAUGAAUUUGGCUGGAAUAUACGUGCUUCAUCCAACAUUCCUGGCCUGAAAGAAGUGGGCGAUAGAGCAUCAAUCAUCUCAACAAUCGAGUUUCUCCAGCCAUGGUUGAGUGUCCCACCUGAAGUUCUGCCUGUGAUAAUCAAUGAAUAUCUAGGAGACACAGAUGACUCUGCUGAGCUGCGAGAUGGGUUUCUGGACUUGUUGGGAGAUGUGGCAGUUGUCAUGCCAUCUCUGGAAACACUAAAUUAUCACAGGGGGUCUGGUGCUGCAACCUAUUUGUUUGAGUAUCAGCAUCGCCCAAGUUUAUAUAGAGAUACUAAACCCGCAUAUGUGAAAGCUGACCAUGCAGAUGAAGUUGCUUUUAUCUUUGGAGGACCAUACCUGGCAGGUGACAUACGUCUACGUGAUGAAGUUACAGAGGAAGAAAAGCACCUCAGCAGAACUCUAAUGAAAUACUGGGCUAACUUUGCUCGAAAUGGAAACCCAAAUGGGGAAGGUUUGGCAGAAUGGCCAUCUUAUAACCUGGAUGAAGGAUACCUAGAGAUAAAUCUAGAGCAGAAGAAAGCAAAGCAGCUGAAAAAAAAGCGAGUGGAAUUCUGGACAAAGAUAGUGCCUGAAAAAAUCAAGGAGAAAAGUGCUGAAAACAAGAAAGAACAUGGAGAGUUAUAGCUUAGCCAGCAUGAACAUGGAAUCAUUAUCAUUUGCUUCUAAUCAUUUAGGUGUUUACCCGGCUACUGUCAUGACAGAACAAACACCUCUCCUAGAAAAUAAAUGAUCUGAUGUAUUGAGAGAUGCUUCUUUCCUUUUUAACUCUUGCCUUUACCAUCUGCAGAUAGAAGAUACCAUGCCAAGCAAUUUUACAUUAAAUAAUUCCCUUCUGUCAUUCAUUUUGAUGCUUUCCUGAACUUGUCAGAGACAUUUAACAAUCCCAGUUGCCUGCUCUCCUUUGUGCUCAGUCCCCCACAAUCACCAGAUGAGCACCAAUUUAACAAAGCUGCAUCAAUAAAGAUGUGAUCU